CCCGAACUGACGACUGGACAGUUUCUGCGUAUACCCAGACACGGAAGAACCACUAUGUAGCAGGUUUUUACAGACCAUUUCAAUUCAUCACAGAGAAAUGGCAUAUUCCUCUAAAUCGAUUUUAGUCGCGGGUGUUCCUGCCAACGCCGACGUCGAUACAGUGACGAACAAAUUGACCAUACACUUUCAAAAAAAGGAAUUUGGUGGCGAAGUCGAACAAGUGAUACUUCUUGCCAACGAUCGUCGCAAUGGCGACCAGGUAUGCUUGGUCGCAUUUCAUUCCCCUCAAGGAGUGAAUGCAGCUCUUAGGACACAUGAUGACAAAGUACAUAGGGUUAGAUUUGGAACGGGUCAGCAAAAAGUUCAACUUACAGUCACUGCUUGUCCUCUGGAUUUGGAAUCAAAAUAUUUAGGUAAAGGGUCAGGUGAUACAUCAACCUCCAAUGCACAAGCUGACAGUAUACAUGGAAAGAAACCAUCAACAGAGUCUGGACAACCUCCAAACUAUGCCGUACACCCUGGACAGCCUGGAGUACCUUUUAGCUUUGACAAUCCAAUGGAACAAUAUGGACCACAUUCUCAGCAACCAUAUUUUCAUCCCCAUCAACAACAUCCUAUGUUAUUCAUGCAACAACUGUUUCAUAGCCUUCCACCUGCUAAACAACAAGAAUGA
This is a messenger RNA of Saccoglossus kowalevskii, 673 nucleotides long. RefSeq names its product protein mono-ADP-ribosyltransferase PARP14-like. The record is from RefSeq and is a predicted model, not a curated record. NCBI's taxonomy places the organism in Eukaryota, Metazoa, Hemichordata, Enteropneusta, Harrimaniidae. Gene Ontology annotation, cellular component: cytoplasm; nucleus. Gene Ontology annotation, biological process: negative regulation of gene expression; protein poly-ADP-ribosylation. Gene Ontology annotation, molecular function: NAD+ poly-ADP-ribosyltransferase activity; zinc ion binding; RNA binding.